UCAUCAUAUCCCACACUCUAAAUUCUCUCAAAAGCUUGUAAUCUUCUAAACCUAAACUUCCCAAUUUCCAUCAUCAAUGGAGCAGGUCACAAGCAUGGCAGCCGAAAGGCCAGUCGUAAUAUUCAGCAAAAGCACGUGUCCCAUGUCAUUCACGGUCGAGUCCUUGUUCCUCGAGUUUGGAGUCAAUCCGGCCAUCCAUGACCUAGAUCAGCUUCCCUCCGGUUGGGGCCAUGAGAUCGAAAAUGCUCUCUCCCGCCUCGGAUGCAAUCCCUCCAUCCCCGCUGUAUUCAUCGGAGGGAAGCUCGUGGGCGGAACAAACGAGGUCAUGAGUCUCCACCUCAAACGGAGCCUAAUUCCCAUGCUAAAGCGUGUCGGCGCCCUAUGGGUUUAAUCGAUCGGGCAGAGGUUCUAUUUUGGGAAUAAAUCUAUGGUGGAGAUUAAUAUUACUCAAAGUGGAUAAUUAAUCUAUAAAAAUAAACUUCCGAUUAAAUUAU
Molecule: messenger RNA, 494 nt
Organism: Impatiens glandulifera
Lineage: Eukaryota; Viridiplantae; Streptophyta; Magnoliopsida; Ericales; Balsaminaceae
Product: monothiol glutaredoxin-S2-like
Exons: 1
Coding region: 77-391 (104 amino acids)
Source: RefSeq, a predicted model, not a curated record